AUGUUUACUGGUAUUGUAGAAUGCAUGGGGACUGUUUUGGAAAACAACCCAUAUGAUGACUCUGAAAGUGGAGGUCAAGGAGUUUCUAUUACUAUUGGCAAUGCGGGGAGUAUUCUCACCGAUUGUCACGUUGGAGAUUCAAUAGCCGUAAAUGGGGUAUGCCUUACUGUGACCGAGUUUAAUAACGACUCCUUCAAAGUUGGGAUAUCACCAGAAACUAUAAAACGAAGUAAUGUCGCUUCCUGGAUUCAAGGCACCCAGGUCAACUUGGAGAGAGCGGUAUCUCAAGACGUUAGGUUCGGUGGUCAUUAUGUACAGGGUCACGUAGACACUGUUGCUAAUAUUGUCUCAAGAAGACCUGAGGGGAAUUCAAUUAUUUUUGGGUUUCAGUUAAGAGAUCAAGAGUACUUUAAAUACAUAGUAGAAAAGGGAUUCAUUUGUAUAGAUGGAACUUCCUUGACCAUAAUCAAGGUUGACCCACUUUCGCAAGGUGGAGCCUUCUAUAUUAGUAUGAUAAAGCACACCCAAGACAAUGUUAUCAUGCCUUUGAAGAAAAUUGGCGACGAGGUUAAUAUUGAAGUAGAUUUGACUGGGAAGAUUAUUGAGAAGCAAAUUCUAUUAACGUUGGAAAACCAAAUAUCAAAGAAAGAUAGUACUUUGAAUACUAUGAUCUCAAACAUUAUCGAGGAGAAGGUUAGAAACUACCUAAAUAAAUAA
This is a messenger RNA of Saccharomyces cerevisiae S288C, 717 nucleotides long. It is a transcript of the gene RIB5, whose product is annotated as riboflavin synthase. Lineage: Eukaryota; Fungi; Ascomycota; Saccharomycetes; Saccharomycetales; Saccharomycetaceae. The transcript has a single exon. Gene Ontology annotation, molecular function: riboflavin synthase activity. Gene Ontology annotation, biological process: riboflavin biosynthetic process. The record is from RefSeq and is marked reviewed. Bases 1 to 717 code for a protein of 238 amino acids.